This is a messenger RNA of Haliotis rubra (blacklip abalone), 5034 nucleotides long. RefSeq names its product transmembrane protein 33-like. Bases 156 to 953 code for a protein of 265 amino acids. Gene Ontology annotation, biological process: membrane organization; endoplasmic reticulum tubular network organization. The transcript has 8 exons. The record is from RefSeq and is a predicted model, not a curated record. Lineage: Eukaryota; Metazoa; Mollusca; Gastropoda; Lepetellida; Haliotidae. Gene Ontology annotation, cellular component: endoplasmic reticulum; membrane.
GUCGGUUAAGGGUAACCUUCACGAAAAAUAUACGAGUAGUGUAUAGAGUUGUAGUAUAUGAAUUAAGCAAAUCACAUUUCUGCUCGUGUAAUCCUUCUGGCAUAUUCUUUGUCGGGAUUAAUACUCAUCUUUGUGUGAAACAGGCAUAAUUCAGAAUGGCUGACUCAACAGAAAAUCAGGAGAACGCAGGUUCAGGGAACACAGGCACUGCUGGAGGGGAACCCCCACGUCAGGGAAACCCAGUGUUGGGACACAUGAUGGGGAACAAAGUGGAAGCAGGUCUUUGGUUCACCAGGAUCUUCACCGUGAUCUGCACUUUCCUCUACAUAUUGCCUUUCUUUGGUGGCAACCCAUACAGCUUUUACCAGAGGGCUCUCAUCAGCAGCGUGGCAUCCAGCGCACUUCGCCUCCAUCAGCGGAUCCCAACAGUGCAGUUCUCCCGGGAGUUCCUGGGCCGGUUGUUCAUGGAGGACAGCUGCCACUAUCUCCUCUUCUCCAUCAUCUUCAUCAACAGUUUCCCCAUCACCAUGGCUUUGUGUCCAGUGUUCCUGUUUGCCUUGCUGCACGCAUGUUCCUACACCAAGACAAUCCUCAACCUCAUGGGACCAAGCUCAAUGCAGUUUUUGAGGAACAUGAUCACCAAGCUGGAGGCUCAGCAGAUCAACAUUCUCCGCUUCAUCGCAUGUAACGAAAUCUUCCUCAUGCCAGCUAUCAUUCUGAUGAUCUUCAGUGGCAAGUCCAGCCUCAUCCUGCCAUUUGUGUACUACCGUUUCCUGUCACUGAGAUAUUCCUCCAGGAGAAACCCCUAUUGCAGGACGCUGUUCACAGAGCUGCGUAUGAUGGUGGAGUACGUGUGCAACAAGCCCCAGUGCCCAGCAUUCUUCCGCAACAUCUGCUACAAGGGUAUCUCGAUUGUCGGCCGCCUCGCACCAGCUGUAGCCCAAGCUCAGUGAUGGAGCAGGUGUAGUGGUUGUCAACGGUCAAUAUCUGUAUGUGCUGCGCAGAUCUCAGUGAGAUUGUGAACUGAUUGGGUGUGUUGUGUUGUGGAAGUUGCUUUUGAUUGGAAACAAAUAAGAAAUGGGUCAGUUUGUUCUGUGACCAUGGGACCUGAUCCCACUAUGCUGAACAAAACAAGUUAAGGAACAUGAAUAUUUUGUGUGUUAUAUUUAAGAAAUUGCUAGCUCAGUCUUUGCUUCUAAAUAUUAUCCCCCAAAAUAUUCAUGAUCACUAACGUAUCCUGCUCAGUAUGUGUCAAUUCCAUUGUUUAGAUGAGAGUAUAACUUCAUUAUCUUGAGCCUGGUGAACUAUGAUAUUCAGUCAAUUAGGCUUUGGAGGUCAAGGAUUCGAAGGAAAACCAGACUGACUCUCCAUGCUAUAAGGGGGCGGUGGGGUAGCCUAGUGGUUAAAGACCCGGGUUUGAUUCCCAACAUGGGUGCAAUGUGUGAAGCCCAUUUCUGGUGUACCCCGCCGUGAUAUUGCUGGAAUAUUGCUACAAGCGACUUAAAACUAAACUCACUCACUCCAUCCUUCAAAAAAAAUUAGUCGAGGUACACAGAUGUUCUCUGAAUUCUGAAAUUCCUUACUUUCACUCUUUGACAAAACUUCCUGAAGUGUAUUCAUCGUAAUGAUAGCUUGCAACAGUUUGGUGUAUGUACAACAGGGACAGAGGGCACAACCAUUGGCCAUGCCAGAAAGGUAGUGGAAUGCCGAAGCAACAGAAAGAUGUCACAGACGGUUUUAUUGAUUUCUAUUUUGACAAUGACCUAACUUUAGACCAAAGUUUUUUGCUCAACCUUUCAAAUGCGAACUCUAAUUCUGGUAUAAUAUUUAUCCAUUUCAAACUGUCAUCACCGACACUGUGUAUUCUUAUACAUGUAACUGCUACAUGUCCAAUGAUUGGAGGGUAGCUCUGUGGAUAAAGUGUGUACUCACACCGAAGACCUAGGUUUGAUUCUCUACAAAGGUACGAAGUGGGAAGCCCAAGUCUUUUGUACCCUGUCAAAAUAUUGCUGGAAUGUUCCUAUAAGCUGUGUAAAACCAUACUCACUCUCUCACAAACACCGAGUACUGAUGAGACUUAACAACUGAUGCAGUCUGACAGGUUCAAUGUAUUCGAGGGGCAGUGGGGUAGUCUAGUGGUUAAGGCGUUGGCUUGUCACGCUGAAGACCCGGGUUUAAAGCCCAUUUCUGGUGUCCCCUACCGUGAUAACACUGGAAUAUUGCUAAAACCUGCAUAAAACUAUACUUAUUGUGUCAUGAUGUGAUACUGUGCGAUACUGUAUCAGUGCUUGGUGUCAUGACAUUCGUAUCUUGAUAUAUAUCCGCCAUACUGUAUUGUACCACCACUGACCACAUGACUAUGUACUGUAGAAAAGACACAUUGUUGCUUUUUCAUUCUGAAUAGAUCCUUCAAAUAAAGUGUACAGACCAAAUAUGCUUGGUUUUUGUGUGAAAUGUAAAAAUGUUUGUUCAAAGAUCUCCAAUAUUUAAUAUUUUUAAGUAUGUUAGAUAUUUGUUUUUACACAUCGUUAAACCUGAAUGGUUUCUUCUGUACUUCACCAGAUCAUCUUGGUAGUAUAUUGAUGACAUCUUGUCUUAUGUUUUCAAUAAAUUCAAACUAACAAAUGUAUAUAUUAAGAGACAUAAAAAAUAAUAUGUAUAGAUGAAUUGGAUUAAUUUUUUUGUGUAUAUCUGCCUUAAUAUGUUCUUUAAAUUGGGUAUGGAAUAGGUGUGAUGUUUAACUUGCCAUAUUAAACAUAUUUAAUUAAGUAUUAUUAAGUUGGGCACUUCCAAGAGGUUCAUAAUUGCAAUGUUUGAAAAUAAUAGAAAUUUGAAAUGACAUGGAAAGACUUUCCAUCUGAAGUAUGCCAUGCAUGAUCGCUCUCUCCGUCAAACAGGUUCCCCUAUUUCCUAAACCACUGAUCAGCCAGCAUACAUGAGAUACAGAUUUGUUUAUUAUGACAUAUGUACGAAGUUGAAGAGUAAGUUAUACUUACUGUUGUGCAUGAAUUUACAAGAAUGACCAGACUUCAUAUUUACUCAGAGUGAAUGUUUUUCAUAAUAUUUGUAUGAAAGCUGUUUAUGUAAAACUUAUAAUGUGCAGCAGUGUAAAAGAUCGGAGAUAAACAUAUACUCUGUUUUUCUUAUGCUGUCUGGAGUCAUGUUUGUAUGCAGAUUCUCUUUGUAUUCCACAUUUUUGCUUUGUGUUUUACUUAUUCUUCACCUUUCCUUUGUGUCUGUGGACUGUAUGUUGAACAUUUCUUGAAAAUGUGACUUGCAUUGAAUCCGUUAGCUAAUCCUAAUCCAUUGUAAUCCAUGGUCAUCAUCUGGAUUUAUCUUCACUGAGAGGAUUAUCCCCCAUGAUGAGGUGUUUGUAUGUAAAGUUCUAUAUUUAUUUUGUUGAAUCCAACCAUUUAAAUCCUUGUGUGACUCUAUUCACAACUGGAAGGGCUGCUCUAUGGCCCCAAAUAGUCAUACUUCAUCCAUUAAUGCAUUUGUUCAUAAACCAGUAUAUCCAUCUUAUCUCUUUACACAUGAUUCCUGUAAUGUCUUUUAUUUGAGAAGGUUUACAAGACCAACCAAGAGAGAAAUAUUUAGAUUUUAAAUAGUCAUAUAUAUAUAUAUUUUUAUAUGACUAUGACUUUAACAGCAAAAGUUUGGCUCAAUUUUUGACAAUUAGGUGGAAUAGAAACAAACAUGGCAUUUGUUUUAAAGCUUCUAAAAAUCUUUAUUUCGAGACACAAAAAUACACGAGUUAUAUUUGGGUAUAAGUUUUCUUUCUGUAUCAGUUAUCAAUUGUAAUUCUGAAAAAAAAAUAAUUCCAAACCACCUACUUUAAAUUUUAAGCUGAAAUUGGGUGAAUCACAUAAUAAAAUAAAUGUGUUAUGAUGCUUUAAGAGUGUGACCAAUAUAAGAAUGUGCCCUGUAUGUGUGUUGUUGCUAGUAUAAGGAGUUCUCAUGCCGCUAGUUACUAAUGUUCUUGUUACCAUGAAGAAAGUAAAACGCAGCUGUAGGCUGAAGCAUAGUCAGAAUUUCAAGGUGAAGUUUCUAUGCCGACUUACCAAAGGAAGACUGAUUCAAACAUCACUCCAACCAAAUGUUAUCACUAAGCUUGAUGUCACUGCAAGAUAGCAUCAAUCUGGACACACUCAAACUCAGAACAUACUCCACCCUUUUGAUAAUAGUUUUCAGCAAGCCUUUGAAUGGCAUUUAGAAGUAAUACACAUGAAGGGGGAACUUUAUGGAUGUCAAUUUCUGUAGUGAAGAACACAACGUUUAAGAGUACACAUAUAUUCUUAUUCCAUUUGGGUAAGGAACACAGCAGUUUGAAGUAUAUUCUUGCUCCAUCAGUUGAAGAGCGUGACAUUUCAGACUGUAUUCUGAUGAAAGCUGAAGGAUUGUAUUCCAAAAAUGUUAUGUUCUUCAUAUUACAUAAGGUGAUAUUCAUUAAUUUCAUCCUUUAACAAUUUUCAUGUUGUGCCUAUUCGUAAGAAGUAUAGAUAGAGUUGAUGUUUAAACUUCAGUUUAAAAAUGUGGCAUAUUUUUUAAUCCAGAAGUUUAUUUGUACAAAGUUUAGCAGAAAAUGUCUUUGUUGCUUCUUGCUCUUGUAUUUCUUUCAUAUUUCCUUGUCAAGUUUAGAUGUAUGUAUCUGUUAAAUUGCUAAGUAUACUUCAAGGACAGACAAGCCUUAGUUGCAGAUUUGCAUUUUGCAAAAGAAAACAGUUAUUUGUAUCUAAAUAUUGUUUCAAAUUGUCAACCCUGAUUGGCUAGAAUUUAUUGGUCCAACAGUAAACAACAAAUACAGAGUUAUUAACAAUACAGUACACAUAAACUAACCAGUCACCACAGGUGUAAAUAUGUAUUGGAAUACAAAUAAUUGCAGCCAGUCCUAAGUAUUGCUGGAGUUAACAUUAGGUGUCCAUCUGGUUGACUAUCAGUUUGUGGUAAAAGUUCAAAGAUAUGGAUAUUGUGUCAGGGCUCUUCAAUACUGAUUUGUGAGAUUAUGUUUAUCAAUAAAAUGGAUUCCAAACAUUG